UUGACUUGACAGUGAGAGUUUACGGGGUUAGUAGGGGUCCUGCUGAUGUAGUGGGUUGAUGGGUGAAACCCACCAGCUGCUCCAAGGGAAAUGAUACGCUGGCUGCUGCUGUAAAGAUUGGCCACCCCAGAAACCCUAGAGAGCCAUUCUACUCUAGCCCCCAGAGCCACCUUGAGUCAGAGUCCACUCCAGGGGACUAAAGUUUUCACUGAGUCAUUAAGGAGUCCUGGUGGGUUAGGUACUGAGCUGCUAACCACAAACCCCCGAUCUUGUCGCUCGGGGUCAGAAUGACCUUGAUGGCAGUGGGUGAGCAGUUAAUCACAUGCAUCAGAUGACUGGGCUCCUCCACCAGAAUCUUGGGCUUUGGGAAGAUUUUAAAAAGUCAAUUUUCCCAUUCUUUGCCCAUUUCAAGCGUGGAUCCCAGUUUUUAUCUGACACCAUUGCCCCUGAAGUACCUCCCUUAGUAUUUCAUGAGGCACAGUUUUUAUAGCAGAAGUAGUCUCAGCAUUUGUGUGUUGCAAGUGUGUAUUUCACCUUCAUAAAGAGCCCUGGUGACACUGUCAGGUAACUGUUGGGCUGCUAACCCCAAGGUUGGCAGUUCAAACUCAGAAUCAACUAAAGGGCAGUGGCUUAUUAGAGUAUAGAUUUGAAGGUAGAUUUUUUGGUUUGUUUUUCCUUUUAGCAAUUUGAAAUGUGAUGCUGUUUUCUUGGCUUGCACAUUUUCGGAGAAGGGAAAAAAAACCAAAUGUGUUAGCAGUUCUUACCUUUACUAUUCUCUAUGCUGUAAAGUUUUCUUUUAUCACCGGUUUUCAGCCAUCCACUUAGGAUGCCUUUGCGAAUGCGCCUUGGGUGCUACUGUGGUGUAGGGUUUGGGCUGGUCACCUGGCCUGAUUGGCAAUUCAGACCCACCAGCCACUGCUGGAGGCAGGUGAGGUUGGUUUUUCCAGGGAAGAUUUACAGUCUAAGCAGCAGUUCCAGUCUGGCUUAACUCCAUGACGUGUGUGUGUGCGCGCACGCGCGCGUGUGUGUGUGCGCGCCUUAAUCUUGCUAGGGAUUGUUUGGGGAUUUUUGAUUGUAUGUUUAUAGUGUCCAACUAAUUUUGGGAAACGUUAUCAUCCACUAUGUCUUCAGCUCCAUUUUUCUGUCCCCUUCAACCAUUCCUUACUUUCCCCAAGUCCAACUGUAUAUACAAGAGGACUUUUAAAAGUUCCCAGAAACAUGGAGUUCAAAAGAUAAAGGGAUUUCCCCGACAAACUUUUUAGAGCCGCCUUUGUAUGGUAAACCAUUUACAAUGAUCAUAACCAAGGUCUCAGUGAUGCUGUUUGUAUUAUUGAAAAUGUUUUCUCUCCACUUCAUUUUGGGAGAGUUUCUAUUGUAUUCAGAUUCUCCUGUGAUGUCUAAUCUCUCAUCAACAACCAGUACCCUCUUCCUUUCAGAUAUUAAAUGUUCUUAACCUCUAGAAGUUCCGCUUGGUUUUUAUUAUUUUUCAUUUCUCUCAAUGCUUUUGUUUUUCUUAAAAUACUUACAGCUCAGUGAUCUGGCCCGUUAACCUUUGUUGUUAGUUCUAGCAGCGGGCACUUCGGGAUCUGUGUGUCUGUUGGCUGGUUUUUCUCCUUGUCCAGGAGUCCCAUUUUCCGGCUACCUGGCACAUCAGUAUUCUUUGGUGGGGCGUUGGGCUUGGUGCAUGUCAUGCUGCUGAAGGCCUGGAUUUUUGUGCCUCCGUUGGAGCGUGUUAGACUCUGGGGAGCAGUGAUCUGUGGAUCUGUAUGAACCUAGGAGGCCAUGGUUAAGGUUUCCUACCACAUAGCUUGUGCGCCAUUGGCUCCGUAGAUGCAUAAACCCUACAGCUGAGGCAUAAGACCUCGGGGCUGUCUAUGGAAUGCUCUACGUGAUCAUUCUGCUCUGCCCAUCUGUUUGGACAGAGCAUCAUGAAUCUCACAGCAAGGUCUUUCAGUUCUCUGGGUUUUGUAGUCCUUGAACUGGUGUGCAAAUGCUAUUUUGUCCUUUAAUUAGAAAUUGAAUUAAAGUGACCUGCCCUAAGGACAGUGGCCACUGUGUUCCUGUUCCUUUCAUGCAUGUCUCAGUUAUGAUCUUGUAAGACUUCAUCUGCUCUGAGACUUGGAAGGAAUGUGUACAUACUGUUCCGAGGUUUUAUUUGGUAACUUAGUUUUGAGGGUCUUCUUUGAAGCCUGUUUUCCCAGUUGUAAGCUCUUGGGUUGGCUUCUCAUUUUGUCCACUCCGUGUUCUCUGCAGAUUCCUCCCUGUCCCUGGCGGAGUGCUUUAGUGGCGUGUGGCCUGGUUCUGUGUGCCACUCUCCCCUCCUGUGGCCUGACCAAGUUGCGAAGACACGCUCCUUUCCUGGUUGUUUCUUCUGUGUUGGUCUUGAGUUGCUUGCGGCUUGAAAGAGGACUGUCUCGAGUCAGUCCCCCACACCUGGUGGCCCUCCAGUGUCUCCCUGUGCCUCACCUGCCUUCAGGAACACUCGGGCUGGUCACUGAGUGAGAAGAUUCAACAAGAUGUGAAAAGGAGUCCCCAUCUCAUCCCGGGGAACCCAGAAACAGGGCUGCUGUCACUCAUGGCUCUUUUCACUCUCCUUAGCGCCGCCUGCUCCCCAAGGUCUUGCCCUUCCCCAGGACGGAGCCCCGGGAGACCAGGUCCUGGCAGUCCCUCUUGAGAUGUUGGCGGCCCAGGAUCCAGUGACAUUUGACGGUGUGGAGCAGUACAUGACCAAAAGGGAGUGGUUGAGCCUGGACCCUGAGCAGAAGACACUGGACUACUUUGGAAACGUGACCUCUGUGGCAGGGGUUCCUGAUUUGAACCCAGCCUUGGUGCCUCCCCAGGUGCAAGGACAAGUCUUGUUGGUCUCAGACCCAUCUCUCAUCACAGGGCAAGCUAAACAUUCCGAAACCGUUUCCACCACUCAACGUGAGACGAUGGGUGAGGAUGCCCAGCUCCCCAAAACAGCAUCCACCAGCUCCCCUGAGCUCAGACCAAAUGGGGAUGCUGCGGGGAGGGGAGGGAGCUCCCCAGAGCUGCGUAUUGAGCACCUCUUUACCUGUAAAGAAUGUGGGGCCACCUUCCGACUAAAGGUCCUCCUGGUCCAGCACCAGAGGAUCCACAGUGAGGAAACGGGCUGGGAGUGCCGCGACUGCCGCAAGGUUUUCCGGGGCAUGUCUGAGUUCAAGGCCCACCGUAAGAGCCAUGUGACCCCUGAGCCCCCAAGGCCGGGUCCGAGCGGCCCCGCCCAGGAGGUGGUCCAGGAGAAGCGCGAGCAGGCGGAGAAGGAGGCCAAGCCCUUCCAGUGUGAGGAGUGUGGCAAGCGCUUCAAGAAGAACGCGGGCCUGAGCCAACACCUGCGUGUGCACACCCGAGAGAAGCCUCUGGAAUGUCAGAAGUGUGGGCGACCGCUCAAGACCAGUGCCCCCGGGGCCCAGCAGCAGAAGCCACUGACCUGCCGGGCCUGCAGCCGGGCCUUGCAGGAGGACCAGCAUGUGCCCCCUGGUCACCAGCCCUUCGACUGCGAGGACUGCGGCAAGUCCUUCAGCGGCGUUGGCGGGCUGGCCGAGCACCAGCGCGUCCACAGCGGUGCCAAGCCCUACGGCUGCCCGCAUUGUGGCAAGCUCUUCCGCCGCAGCUCCGAGCUCACCAAGCACCGGCGCAUCCACACCGGUGAAAAGCCCUAUGCCUGCAGCCAGUGUGCCAAGACCUUCCGCCAGAGCUCCAGCCUCCUGGAGCACCAGCGCAUCCACACCGGCGAGCGGCCCUACGUCUGCGGCGACUGUGCCAAGGCCUUCCGUGGGCCCUCCGACCUCAUCAAGCACCGCCGCAUCCACAGCGGAUUGAAGCCCUACGAAUGUGAGCGCUGCGGCAAGGCCUUCCGCCGCAGCUCAGGCCUAAGCCGCCACCGGCGCACCCACAGCGGUGCACGGCGCUGCGAGUGCCCCAAGUGCGGCCGCGUCUUCAAGCGGCGCUCGGCCCUGCAGAAGCACCAACCCGUGCACCGCGAGUAGAGGGCCACCCGGCCACCAAGGAGGAGACGAACUGUUUUGUAGUGCUUCUAGGUUUUCUUGUCAAGGGUUGAAACAGUUUCUACUGCCACCAGCAAUUUCCAAGUGUCCAUAUUUGCCGUGACACCCAUCCAAGAGCAGCGUUGACCAUUGGAUGUUCUUGUGACUCGUUCCAGGGAUUGAGCUAUGUGUACCUCCAUCCACGCCAAAGAGAAUGGGUUUAUUUCGGUGUGGGGUGGUUGGUCACAGGUCAUCUACUGCCUACGUGGGGCCACAAGUGGGGGAAAGUAGGGGUCCAGGCUGGGAGGUGUGACCGAGAGCAAAAGUAACCAGGUCUCGGCCUAUGGAGACCCCGAUCCAACAGGAUCCUGUUUCCCAAAGAGAAGAUUGCCCCACCUGUUCUUGGGUUUACUUGAAUUUAUUACCUGUUAAGGGGUGUAAAUACAAAAGUCAAAUGUCUUAUACUACUUAAUUUAUUACUUUAGGUGGCUAUAUGCCGUGUAAAUCACAUGACCUAGAAUAUAAUAUAUUUGUUUAGGAACACGCCCUUUUCACCCCUGUGCCCUUUCAUGAGAUCAUCUGCCUCUAACGCCACCUGUGCAUUUCUUUGCCCCACUGCCAUGUUCCCCACUUGAUCCAAAGCACAUUGGGUUGGACUCCAUGGGACUGACCCCAGCCCCGGUGGAGAUGCCCGCUAUCCCACUGGCUGCACCCCCACCCCCUCCACAGGCACACUUCACACUCAGACCAUUGCUUGCUUGUAUGGUUUGAUUUUCUUCAAUAGUUUGACAGUGUCAGCUCUGGUCGUCCCGCUUUGGUUACGUGACUUUAGGAGGCACUCCGCCUUCUUGUGUGUGUUUUCCGAAGCCAGGUCGAUCUGGCACACCCCUCUGCAGAUCCCCAACUUGCUUUGAUGAGGUGGUUUGGGGCCCAGUGCGGCUCAUGCAGCACUUUGUGGUUCCAAAUGGACUCAACUGUGGCAGCUCCUUCCUGAGAAGAGUUGGGGAGCCGGUGUCUCUCACCCCGUCAGGCCACUGUGGGGCUCUUCGCCCUCCGUUUGCUCCUCUGUCAUGUGGUGUGGCCCCACGAGCACCUGGCUGGGAGAUAGCGUGCAGUCACAGUCUGCCGUUGCCGCUAGUUCCCAAACCCCAGCCUCUCCAGUGAGGACUAAAUCCCAUUUCCAUUGUCUUGCAUGCAAAUUGUCUGUUCAUCUCCUCUGACCAAGUUACCUUGGGAUAUAUUAUUGACUUUAUAGCGCAAUUCUCUCUCUCUCUCUCUCUCUAAUCGAUGGUGGUGGUUCUUUUUCUCCAUUUUUAUUGCUUUGCUUUUUGUAACAGUUUGAUGAUGUUUCCGCUGUGAUCCUUUAAUGCCACUGUAUUCCGGCAUUUCAUCUUUGUUGAUUAAGCCAUUACUUGAAUCAUUUCAUCGCUGCAAUCCUCGGAUAUGAUGACGUUUUCCACUGGAAUUUCCAUUACAAAUUCAAAAGUGGAAAGCCCUGCCCCCUUGAAGGGGAAGCAGCCCCAUUGGGCUGGGUGGUGAAGGGGCGUGUUCCUCAUCCGACAUGUCAACUCCGUGUACGUGGUGGACAUCACGAGAUUGUCCAGCUUGACCACUCAGGCACUAGAAAUUUCUACCACGGAUUGGCCAGAACAUUCUAUGCCUGUUCUUCACACUUGCCCUGGCUGCCAGCUCCAGGGCCUGACCUCACUGAGGUCGAUGGGGUGGUCUUGGCAGCAGCCAGCCAUCUUGCCAGCUACUGGGAGCAUUGCCAGUGCCUGGCGUUGAUGUGGUAACUGGUUCAGCCAGGGCCCACCCAAGAGAUCUCUGCAGAUAUGAGAAGACCCACCGGCCUGACACUGCCACGCAGGCCAUCCCCUUCUCACAAGAGACUCCGAAACGAGAGAGGUCGGUCUGCUGGGGUUUGCUUGCUUCAGGCAACUAGGAGGCAGUUGACCCACAUGUCUGGGCAUAACUCCCGGUGAGGGGCCGUGCCCCCGUAGUGGCCUGUGUGUUACAGUGAGGCUGGCCACCUCCAGCAGCUGUGCCCCAAAGGGCAGGAGAGCAAGGGCUUGGAGCAAAGUCACGCCCUUUUUGUGGCCCUGAAGUCAAAAGUUGUCGCUGCCAGUGGCCUUAUCUAGGGGUGACAGCUACAAGGGCUGGAUGAGCUGCCACCCAGCCCACAGGAGGCCUGGUAAGAAACCAGGCCUUUCCACAGGCCACAAAGGCUGAGGUGGAACUUACCAUUUGGCCCAUCUUAGGUGGGCUUCUCGAAGGGCCCCGAUCCUGGGAAGCAAGGUCUGCCAUCACCCACCGUGACCUUGGCCCCUGGCUCAUGAUAGAGCGUUUCCUUUCUCUCUGGGCCCUAGUUCUUGCCUUCGCUUUGAAACUGUCUAAAGUCACUCAUUUUCCAAUCUGGUUUCUCUCUUUCAAGCUGUUGUGUGUUGUGUACGAAUGUGGCCAUGGGAGGGCGGAAGAGCGUGCCUGCCUGCCUUGCCCUUCUGUUGGCCUGUGUGGUGCGACUUCACUCCUCUGACCUGCCUUCCUUUGCCUUCUCCCAUCUGGGCUUCUAGAAUCGUCACCAGCCCUCUCUCCAAGUUAACACUACAGACCGCGCGCAUCUUCUCCAUCACCGUUGAUGGAAUGGCUUUUCGUGGUGCUCGCUGGUGAAGUCUGCUCUGUCCAAACGCAGUCUCUGUGUUGUCACUUUGUCAUGUCGCUUUGCGGAGUUCUUUUUGACCCUGGCCCUCGAGGGGUGGGUUCCUCGAGGUCUUGAGGUGUCCAGCGAGGCCGGGUACGGACUGUGACACAGCGUACUUGUGUGUGUGCUUGCCUAUGCAUUUGUGUAUCUACCUCAUUUCUUUUCUCCUCCUGACCACGUGUCCUCCUGACAAGGACGACGACGAGCAGUUCAGGGGCAGCAGCGCUGGCUCCUGUUCCAAGUUGAUCUUUUUCUUAACCAGAUUAAGGAAGAAACCCUCCGUUGCUUUUAUUAGAGUUUUGAAUACUUGUUGAACUUUUCAAAAGGAUGUACUUGUUUACCAUUUUUGCUGCUUACUACAGAUUAACUCUGUUGGUUAGUUGUGUUAUACCUGUCCUUGCAUUUCUGGAAUAAUCCCCACCCGACCUCAAUGGGCAUCUUUCUCCUGUUUGCUUGAUUUGGACUCAGAAGGCAUGGCGCCUGCCCUGCCCGUGGCCCUGUGGCCAUGUGUGCCACUGGAUGCCCUAUUCCUGCCCUGCCCUGCCCUACCCCCCAAGCCAUGGUAAUUCAACCGCACCCCAACCCUCAACCUGAGGACAGCGACCUACCAGCAGAUCGACCUGCCUCUGGGAGUGAGGAGCUGGCCUUUCAACGGAGAGAGUCACUCUGCCCACAGGGGCAGCCUGGCCAAUAAGAUCUUUGUGUUCUUUGGGCCCCUGUGUCCUUCCCAGCCACCGUAGUGGCCAGCAGCAGCGAGUCUGCUUCUCAAGCCAGAGUUGCUUGACUGUUCCUAGCCGAAGUGCCCUGACGGGCCACCUGUUUAAAGGGGA
Molecule: messenger RNA, 7535 nt
Organism: Echinops telfairi (small Madagascar hedgehog)
Lineage: Eukaryota; Metazoa; Chordata; Mammalia; Afrosoricida; Tenrecidae
Gene: ZNF275
Product: zinc finger protein 275
Exons: 4
Coding region: 2676-4010 (444 amino acids)
Biological process (GO): regulation of transcription by RNA polymerase II
Molecular function (GO): RNA polymerase II cis-regulatory region sequence-specific DNA binding; DNA-binding transcription factor activity, RNA polymerase II-specific
Source: RefSeq, a predicted model, not a curated record